AUGAUCUUGAAACUUGAGAUGUUUCAUAGAAUAAUAAAUCUACGAACUAUUACAAUCAUAAAACGCACCACAGAACACCUUUAUGUUAACACAAGGGCAAAGGUAGAUCAAAGGUCAGUGAAUAUUAACUCCCGUCCUAAUUUUCCAAGCGCCAAAAUACAAAUACAUAUGAUCUAUAUCCAUCUAACCAUUCUCUCCACACACUUGCUGCCUCCUGUUAUUGAACCGCAGAUUCCUGUCUUCUUCCCAGACGGGAGAGCGAGCCGGCUGGACACGAUCACCCUGCAGGGCUUCUCCAUUCCGGUGGUGACCCCGAUCGGCCCCGCCCCGACCUUGCCUGGCAACGCCUCCCGUGACCUUUGGGCCGAGGUCAAAGGCUUCCGGUCGGAGAGCAGCCUCCCUGAAGGAUAUCCUCUGAUGUGUGGCCAGUACGAAAUAAAGGCAGGAGAGGAAAUCACACUCCAGUCACCUUACUUUCCUAGCAAAUAUACUUCGUUCAGUUGCAUCUGGGUCUUCAGGUCCACAUCAGGAAAAGGAUUCAUGCUGAACUGCCCGGAAUUCAUGCUUGGGAGAGGAGACAGGUUCACCACAGUCACACUCAACCAGAAGAAUACCUUUAAAAAGUACGUGUGGGGGAAGGGCCCUACUGACCAGCUGUUGGCAGGACCCGAAGUUAAGGUGGUGUUCCGAGCCAACAGGUGGAAGAACGCCAAAGGAUUCUCGUGCUCCCUCAAGGACCUCGGAGCAGCAGCAACUACUACAACAACGUCGACAACAACUACAAGAACAACUCAGCAUGAGACAAAACCCACAACAGCAAGUCCAAUAACGUCCACCACAACCCCCGCAGCCGCCCCUACCACAACAACCACAGUUACUACUCGCACCACGGCCGCCCCUACCACAACUACCACAGUCACUACUCGCACCACGGCCGCCCCUACCACAACCACCACACUACUCGCACCACGGCCGCCCUACCACAACUACCACAGUCACUACUCGCACCACGGCGCCCCCCUACCACAACCACCACAGCGCCGCCAACAACCUCGCUCCCCCUCUCUCCUCUCCCGAGUGUGGCCUCGUCAACAGGGCUUCGUCCCGCAUCGUAAAUGGUUUCAUUGCAGACGUCCACGAGUACCCGUGGCAGACAUACCUGGAGAUGCGUUGGUCAGAUGGUCAGAAUCAGCUGUGCGGAGGCAGUCUUAUAACGCAGGAAUGGGUCCUCACCGCAGCCCAUUGUGUCCUCAGGAAGAAGAACGACGAACUCUGGAUGCCCUCAGUCAAGGUCACCCUCGGCAUGCACAAGAGGUCGGCACCCCUGGCAGACGGCGGGCAGACAGUCACGGCCGCGGAGGUCAAGAUUUACCCGGAAAAUAAUUUCUCUCACGAUCUCGCUCUUAUCAAGCUUCCUGAACCGGCGAAAUACACAGAGAAAGUGCGUCCCGUGUGCCUCCCGAACAGGGCCAUGCACGGGAGAAACGUCACAGGAGUUAGCAUGGCUCUGAU
Messenger RNA from Penaeus vannamei (Pacific white shrimp), 1512 nucleotides. NCBI's taxonomy places the organism in Eukaryota, Metazoa, Arthropoda, Malacostraca, Decapoda, Penaeidae. The record is from RefSeq and is a predicted model, not a curated record.